AUUUUAGUGAGCAUCCAAUUCGGUUACGUUAAUGUUCUUUUCUCUUAAUUUGGUGCAGAGAUUCUGUGAAUUUCACUUGCUUUCUUAAUUAAAUCAUAAUAAAAUGGAAAAACGAUUCGACAUUUGGUUUAUAAUGAUCUAAAAAUUAAGUUGUUAUUAUUAUCGUCUAUAAAUACACAGUUAAAAUUAUGUGCUCUUAUGUCGCAAAUUAGUGCUUUGUCUUACGAUAGCCAUAUAAUAACAAUAAUAUCAAGUGUCAACGAAAAUGGCAACAACGUGUAAAAUUGAAUUUGAAAAUAAUCCAAGGAAAGUGGUGUACGCUGGCCAGUUAUUGAAAGGAACGGUGCGAUUGCAUUUGACCAAAGCGAAAAGAGUCCGUAGCCUGUACAUUCGCAUUCAUGGUAGAGCUUAUGUGCACUGGGUCGAUGGUACCAGUGAUAAUCGAAAGGUGCGAGUGUUUACAGGCAACGAAGACUACUUCAGUGAACGAACCAAUUUUGUGGGUGGCUACACUGGUGAAGUUCGGCUUUCGCCUGGAACAUAUAGUUACACUUUCCAAUGCCUAUUGCCACCCAAUCUUCCAACGAGUCUGGAAACAGAAUACGGAUACAUUCGAUAUACUGCCCGUGUUGUUCUUGAUGUCCCAACUUGGUCAGAUAAAUCAUUCGCAGUACCAUUCACCGUUAUCAAAAUGGUCGAUUUGAACAAUUUUCCUAGACUUCGACAACCGGUCGAAGUGGAGAAAAAUGACACAUUUUUCAUUUGUUGUAUAUUGUGUUGCUGUUCAUCGCGCCCAAUGCAAAUCGUUGCUCGAGUACCAGUCGGUGGUUAUACACCUGGCCAAUUUAUCAAUCUAGAAAUCAAUGUGAACAAUCAUAGUGGGCAAUCAAUCUCCGGUUUUAACAUACACUUGAUUAAGAGAAUUAAAUUCUUCAUACAUGCUGACAGCGUACGUCAAAAGCAUCUAACAUAUGUACUAGCUAAACAGUAUGUAGAUUACUCAAAUGAAGAAGUGACGACUCGUGUGGAUAUCCGAUUGCCAUCUGUUCCACCAACCGAUUUGUCAGCGAGUAACAUCAUCAAAUUUGGAUAUUCAAUUCGCAUAACCGCUUGCGUAUCUUGUUGCUACAAUGAUCCUGUCCUUGAAGUGCCUAUUACAAUUGGAACGUAUCCAUUGCAGGACAAUGUGCCACCGCUGAAUGUGCCAACAUUGCAUCCGCACAGUAUACAAGUAAAUGCAGUGGCAGAUCCGAUCACACCGUUACUUCCAUCAAAUAAUGUGGUUUUGCAACAGCCAACAAACCGAACUAACUAUUCUACACUGUCAUAUCCAAGUACAUCGAAUGCACCACUUUCAUACCCAGACAGUGAAGAUCCACCCACAUACGAGGAGGCAAUGCAGCUGAGUGAAGCAGCUGACAAUGAGUUCCGACCGGUGUAUCCAUGUGAGGAGGCAAUGCAGCUGAGUGAAGCAGCUGACAAUGAGUUCCGACCUGUUUAUCCAGUAUUUAAACGCUCCACUUCUUAUUCAAGUGGGAAUUCAAUUCAUUGAUAGAUCACCCCUUUGAAAUGUGCGAACGAAAACUUUAUUUUUUUGGUCAGAGUCUUUAUAUCUAUUAUUAUUAGAUGUGUUGAAAACGAAUAUCUAUGUUUGUAACAAUGGUACAACCUGCAACAAAAAUUGCAUAUUUCUCUGAAUGAGUUGUACAAAAAAAAUAAUACGAAUAAAAUUGCAUG
This is a messenger RNA of Sitodiplosis mosellana (orange wheat blossom midge), 1737 nucleotides long. Its product is annotated as arrestin domain-containing protein 3-like. NCBI's taxonomy places the organism in Eukaryota, Metazoa, Arthropoda, Insecta, Diptera, Cecidomyiidae. The record is from RefSeq and is a predicted model, not a curated record. Gene Ontology annotation, biological process: protein transport. The transcript is spliced from 6 exons. Gene Ontology annotation, cellular component: cytoplasm. The coding region runs from base 266 to 1552 and encodes 428 amino acids.